Molecule: messenger RNA, 1893 nt
Organism: Salvia hispanica
Lineage: Eukaryota; Viridiplantae; Streptophyta; Magnoliopsida; Lamiales; Lamiaceae
Product: pyruvate decarboxylase 1-like
Cellular component (GO): cytosol
Molecular function (GO): pyruvate decarboxylase activity; thiamine pyrophosphate binding; magnesium ion binding
Source: RefSeq, a predicted model, not a curated record
AUGGACACCAAAUCAAGCUCCGUCGACACAUGCACGCCGGGCGGGCCCCACCACGGCCCCACCACCGACCCCUCGGCCACCCUCGGCCGCCACAUCGCCCGCCGCCUCGUCCAGGUGGGCGUGGAGGACGUCUUCUCCGUCCCCGGCGACUUCAACCUCACCCUCCUCGACCACCUCAUCGCCGAGCCCGGCCUCACCAACGUCGGCUGCUGCAACGAGCUCAACGCCGGCUACGCGGCCGACGGAUACGCCCGCGCGCGCGGCGUCGGCGCAUGCGUCGUCACGUUCACGGUGGGCGGCCUCAGCGUGAUCAACGCCAUCGCCGGCGCAUACAGCGAGAAUCUCCCCGUGAUCUGCAUCGUCGGUGGCCCCAACACCAAUGACUACGGCACCAACCGCAUCCUCCACCACACCAUCGGAUUGCCCGAUUUCAGCCAAGAGCUUAAGUGUUUCAAAACAGUCACGUGUUAUCAGGCAGUUGUGAGUCACUUGGAUGAUGCACAUGAACAAAUUGAUAAAGCCAUCUCGACGGCACUGAUGGAGAGUAAACCGGUCUACAUUAGCAUCAGCUGCAAUUUGCCUGGUUUGCCUCAUCCUACAUUUGCAAUAGAUCCUAUCCCUUUCUCUCUCUCUCCAAGAUUAAGCAACAAGGUAGGGCUAGAGGCGGCGGUGAACGCGGCAGCGGAAUUCCUAAACAAGGCGGGCAAAACGGUGAUGAUAGGGGGGCCGAAGCUCCGGCUAUCCAAGGCAGAGUCCGCGUUCGUGGAGCUCGCGGACGCAUCCGGCUACCCAGUCGCAGCGAUGCCCUCGGCCAAGGGGCAGGUCCCGGAGCACCACCCCCGCUUCAUCGGGACGUACUGGGGCUCGGUGGGCACGCACUUCUGCGGCGAGAUAGUGGAGUCCGCCGACGCCUACAUCUUCGUCGGCCCCAUCUUCAACGACUACAGCUCCGUCGGCUACUCCCUCCUCCUCAAGAAGGAGAAGGCCAUCAUCGUGCAGCCCGACCGCGUCGUCGUCGGCAACGGCCCCGCCUUCGGCUGCGUGCUCAUGAGAGACUUUUUGAGAGAAUUAGCUAAAAAGGUCACUAAAAACACCACUGCAUUCGACAACUAUAAGAGGAUUUUCGUGCCGGAUGGGCAGCCUGUGAAGAGCGAGCCCGCGGAGGCGCUGAGGGUGAAUGUGCUGUUCCAGCACGUGCAGAAGCUGCUCACCGGCGAGACCGCCGUCAUAGCCGAGACCGGAGACUCGUGGUUCAACUGCCAGAAGCUCAAGCUGCCGGAAGGAUGCGGGUACGAAUUCCAGAUGCAGUACGGAUCGAUCGGGUGGGCGGUGGGAGCCACGUUAGGGUAUGCGCAGUCGGUCCCCAAGAAGCGCGUGAUCUCGUGCAUCGGUGACGGGAGUUUUCAGGUGACGUGUCAGGAUGUGUCGACGAUGAUACGGUGCGGGCAGAAGAGCAUAAUAUUUUUGAUCAACAACGGGGGAUACACGAUCGAGGUGGAGAUCCACGACGGGCCGUACAACGUGAUCAAGAACUGGAACUACACGGGAUUGGUGGAGGCGAUGUGGAACGGGGAGGGAAACUGCUGGACUUCGAAGGUGCAGUGUGAGGAGGAGCUGGUGGCGGCGAUUGAGACGGCGACGACGGAGAAGAAGGAUUGCUUGUGCUUUAUUGAAGUAGUCUGCCACAAGGAUGAUUGCAGCAAAGAGCUGCUAGAGUGGGGGUCAAGGGUCUCUGCUGCUAACAGCCGCCCUCCUAAACCUCAGUAGGAUUUCAAUUUAUCGACCAAUAAUCCACUCCUCCAAUUCAAUCUUUAAAAACAUUGUUCCACUAUGUUUUUGUUGAACAUCCGAAAAUAAAGCUCUCAAAUGGGACAAGUUAUUUUAAUAUGAAUA